AUGGCGUCUUCUGGUGUCUUGUUUCCAGGCUUUGUUUGGUUCCUAUGCCUCUUUUGCUUCCUUUGCAGCCUACCACUAGCCAUCUGCAACGAAACUGAAAAUGAUAGGCAAGCUCUCCUCUGCUUCAAGUCCCGGCUCUCGGGUCCAGCAGGAGUUUUAGCUUCAUGGAGGAACACGUCCCCGGACAUUUGCGAGUGGCAUGGGAUCACCUGCAACACGGUGUUCCCUCGUCGUGUGAUUGCGCUGGACCUUGAGUCACAAGGCAUCUCAGGCUCCAUAUCACCUUGCGUUGCUAACCUGACCUCUCUUGCAAGGCUGCAGCUGUCAAACAAUGGCUUCAAUGGUGGCAUACCAUCAGAGCUUGGCCUCCUGAGCCGGCUCCGUGAGCUCAACCUCAGCAAGAACACUUUGGAAGGUAACAUACCGCCAUCUCUGGGUAGCAGCCGUUCUCUUACAUAUGUCAAUCUUGGGAUGAAUGCUCUAACAGGGGUCAUCCCGGAGUCCCUAGCAAAUAGUUCAUCCCUCCAAGUACUUUGGCUCAUGAGCAAUAGGCUUAGUGGAAAACUACCAAAGGCUCUCUUCAGCACAUCGUCUCUUCUUGAUAUUUCCCUCCAACAGAACAACCUUGUUGGUUCUAUACCUGUUGUUUCUGCCACUGCUUCCCCUAUUCAAUACCUCGAUUUAAGGCACAAUCAUAUUUCAGGAAAAAUACCUUCCUCGCUAGGGAACCUUUCCUCCCUCAUCGAUCUUCGUCUUACAGAGAAUAAUUUAGUAGGGAGUAUACCAGACAGCUUAGGUCAUAUCUCAACACUGCAGAUACUGACCUUAAAUGUGAACAACUUGUCUGGGACAGUUCCACCAUCUCUAUUCAAUAUGUCAUCUCUGACAUUCUUGGCUUAG
Messenger RNA from Aegilops tauschii subsp. strangulata, 900 nucleotides. The record is from RefSeq and is a predicted model, not a curated record. NCBI's taxonomy places the organism in Eukaryota, Viridiplantae, Streptophyta, Magnoliopsida, Poales, Poaceae.